AUGUACGUCGGCAACGGAGUGCACAAUGCUGGUCAGCACUUUCCGUACACACCCGUUACCGUCACGUAUUCUAACAUUACUACCGAAAGUGUUUCUUCUGAAUCCGUCUGCUGUGAUAAUGGCUUUUCACCACUCAAUCUUGCUGUGCCGAUUCGCGAACCGUCUCCUGAACCGGGAAUCGAAGAUGCUUCUAUACCAGUCGUCCAAGAUCCUUCCACAAGCGAAUUACAAGAGGAAAAUGACGAUGAAGAUGAUGGAGAGAUUGAUAUUCAGAUUCGGAAUGUUGUUUGCAACUACACUCUACCUUUACAUAUUGAUCUACGGAAGUUAGCCCUGAACAGUAAUAAUGUAACUUUCGACAGAGGUCGUGGGGUUCUGCUCAAACAAAAGCGUAAGCCAAAUUGCUACGUCAAAAUUUAUAGUUCUGGGAAAGUAUAUAUAGUUGGUUGCAAGAGUGAGGCAGAUUGCAUGUUGGCUGCACGGACGAUUGCUAGACGGGUCCAAAAAACGAUGAACAAAGAAAAGGAUAUAGUCAGAAUAAGGAAUUAUAAGGUCUGCAACGUCUUGGCUACGUGCAGGAUGCCGUUUGGGAUCAAAAUUGAGGAGCUUGCGCAGCACUACCCAGCACAAUCCCAAUAUGAACCUGAAUUGUCAGUCGGACUGGUUUGGCGCUCACAGGACCCGAAGGCAACGUUGCGAAUUCAUACAACUGGAAGCAUAACUGUUACGGGUGCGUCGUCGGAAAAUGAUGUGAUGCGAUCAAUUGAGAUGAUCUAUCCAAUUGUACGCAAAUUUCGAUGCGCCAUGAGGUAUCGUUCGGAACUCAAGCAGAAGCGCGCACCUAAGAAGCGAACGGCUUCGUCGGCAGUGUUUGGGAUUUCGACAAAGCGUGCAGUGCUGUCCAGAUCGGGUAUUGUAGGCAAUAAGAUGUACUUCAGCGAUGAAGACGACAUCUAUGAUGAAGAUGAUCUGCUCGAUGAUGAGGAUUGA
Molecule: messenger RNA, 990 nt
Organism: Angiostrongylus costaricensis
Lineage: Eukaryota; Metazoa; Nematoda; Chromadorea; Rhabditida; Metastrongylidae
Source: the annotation of a GenBank genome assembly